UUGACGGGAAGACCAUUUUCUGUGUUAUUUAGUUUUCGAUCUUUUAUUGAAACAUUCACAACAAUACCAUUUAUUGUAUCUAUUUUUAUCGAUAAUGGACAAUAUCUAUAUGAUAAACCUGUGGACCCAUUGAAAUCCAAAUUGGUUUAUUUGGUUGGUACACUUGUUGCCUUAUUAUAUAACGGCAUGUCUGCAUUUCAAUACUGCGAGGUAACAUUUGGAGACAUCAACUAUUCUAUUCUAGACUCUCUCUACGUCGUUAUGGUCACACUAUCAACAGUAGGUUAUGGUGACAUUACGCCACAUACAGAAGGCAGUCGAAUUGUCAUGAUGUUACUGAUUGUUAUAUCCUUGGCUGUAUUGCCCAACUUGUUGGCUGAUGUCUUGAAUACACUCAGAAAACGAAAUGAUUGGGGUGGCCAUGUAUCAGACUCUGCCAAACCUUUUAUUCUUUUAGUGGGAUCAUUUAGACCAGAACAAGUGACAGAGAUCCUUGACGGCUUUUUAAAUACGGCAAAACCUCAUUUAAAUGUCGUCUUUUUGGAUAUCAAUCGUCCUAAUGAAGAGCUCAAAUUCCUAGAAAGAAACUCAAUGUGGGGACAUCGUAUUCAGUUUAUUCAUGGAUCUGUCUUGGAUGAACAAACAUUAAAGCGAGUUCAAGCAAGAUCAGCUUCUGCUAUUUUUACUCUUUCAGAUCAACAUGCCAUUGACCCCACAAAAGAAGACGAGCGAAACACAGUUCGACUAUGGUCGCUUCAUUGUUUUACAGUCAGCCAUAAUGUAGAUAUUUAUACCUAUAAUUUAUCACCUUCCACCAGUAUCUACCAGAAAAUGGCUAAAGAAAUCAUUUGUGUCCGCGAAUUCAAACAAUAUUUACUAGCAAUGAACUGUCGUUGUCGUGGCGCUUCUACUCUCUUGACAAACCUGUUGCACCAAAGGCGACCUAUGGAUCAUUACGAUGAAUCAUGGCAAGCACAAUAUGGUAAGCCCAUAGCAUCCUGGGUUGUCUAUACAGAAUGUCAAGUGAUAUUGUUUGGUGUUAAGACAUGUCUGGAUAAUUGUGAACAACGAGAAAUCCUUCUCAACCCAGGGAACCAUUAUAUACUGAAACCAGACGAUCUUUGCGUCUACACAUGUGAAAGUCCUAGAGAAGUAGAAGAUACAGACACGAUGCCAAGAACCUCUAGUACCUACCAAGUCUCGCUCAUCUUCUCUUCAUCUUCUUCUGUUCAUCAUUAUUCUCAACCACCCCCUCGCCAACAGUUUGACUUAGCCAAGUUACCUACACCUCGACUUGCCAUGUUAACAGGCAGUAGAAAGUUAAUUAGUCGACUCGGUAAAUUGCCUCUUUUAGAUCACCCAGAUGCAGUUACUGAGGCUUCACCUCUAUGCUAUUUGCUGGAAAAACCUGCGACAUUGGAUGAAUUGACACUUGAGUCUGCAGAAUGCAUGAAUGGCCAUAUUUUAGUGUGUAUGCAUCAUAAAGUAUCCAACAUUUUCAAAUUUAUCUAUAAUCUCAGGCAAUACUUAUAUCAAUUGAUUAGAUCUCCUCAAUUGAAAUCGAAUGAAUUGCAAGAUAUUGUGUUUUUAUGUACGUCUUUACCGAGUGACAAGCAAUUUGAAAUGGUAAAGCGAUUUCCAAGAGGUAAUUGUCAACAUCCUGAAGAUUUGAUCAAGGCCGGUGUUAAGAGAGCAAAGCAAGUUGUUGUGAUGAGUGAAAGAGAGUGCUUAGAUCAAUAUGAAAGGAGUUCAGAUAGCCCUGCUGUGUAA
Messenger RNA from Gilbertella persicaria, 1770 nucleotides. RefSeq lists its product as uncharacterized. The transcript is spliced from 13 exons. The record is from RefSeq and is a predicted model, not a curated record. The annotation marks the transcript as partial. Lineage: Eukaryota; Fungi; Mucoromycota; Mucoromycetes; Mucorales; Choanephoraceae. Gene Ontology annotation, biological process: potassium ion transport. Gene Ontology annotation, cellular component: membrane.